Molecule: messenger RNA, 1670 nt
Organism: Engraulis encrasicolus (European anchovy)
Lineage: Eukaryota; Metazoa; Chordata; Actinopteri; Clupeiformes; Engraulidae
Gene: igsf21a
Product: immunoglobin superfamily, member 21a
Exons: 11
Coding region: 127-1614 (495 amino acids)
Biological process (GO): homophilic cell-cell adhesion; heterophilic cell-cell adhesion
Cellular component (GO): adherens junction
Source: RefSeq, a predicted model, not a curated record
ACUGCCAGUUCGUCCUUGUUGCGCCUGUUGAAGUGUGUAGCCUAUUAAUUUCGAACUUAUAUUUCGGCUAUACUUGAACUGCACCAUGAACAGUUUGUGGGGACCACCCGAGCUGUUACCUUUGGAAUGGUGUGGAUUACGCAGUCAAGAACCGGAGAACAUGUAAACGCUUAUGGAGUUUGGGAUUUAUUGUCAAAUAUGGGAAAGAUGACCGUCUUGUCUUUGUGCUUUCUCUUGUGCACGAAUCUACUGGAUUUAGCCGUUGGAUAUUUGACUGUUACCAUUGAGCCUCUACCACCUGUUGUUGUUGGUGAAACCGUGACACUGAAGUGCAACUUUAAAACGGAUGGGAGACUGCGAGAGAUUGUCUGGUAUCGGGUCACGGAAGGGGGUACCAUCAAGCAGAAGAUCUUCACGUAUGAUGCCAUGUUCAAUACCAACUACUCCCACAUGGAGGACUACAGGAGGAGAGAGGACUUGGUGUACCAGUCAACAGUACGACUUCCAGAAGUGCGGAUUUCGGACAAUGGGCCUUACGAAUGCCACGUGGGCAUCUAUGACAGGGCCACCAGGGAGAAGGUGGUGCUGGCUUCAGGGAAUGUCUUUCUCACUGUCAUGUCGCCCCCAAACAACAUCUCGGUGGUUGCGGAGCCCCCUUCAGCCCCCUUCAGCCGCUACCAGGCUCAGAACUUCACGUUGGUGUGCACGGCCAAGGGAGGCAAGCCCGCGCCCACGGUAUACUUUAAGCGGGACGGGGAGCUGAUCGAGGUGAUCUCGUACACCAUCCCCGGCGAGGAAGGGGGCGGCUCGGCGGCCGUGCGCGGCUCCAGGCCCCUGAUCGGCAGGGACAUGGACGACACCAAGAUGCAGAAGUCCCUCUCGCUGCUGGGGCCCGACGGCCGGCCGGGACGCCUCUACACAGAGACCCCGGGCGCCGGGGGGAGCAGCUACUCGCAGGGGGACGGGCCCAGCCCGGCCACGGAGGUGAUCCCCGAGACGGUGGUGAGCCGGGAGUUCCCGCGCUGGGUGCAGAGCACGGACCCGCUCUACUACUUCAGCAACACGCACGUGCCGCAGAGCGACGGCUCCGUGACGGUGUACGCCAGGCUGACCUGGACGCUCAACCCGCAGGUGGACAACGACGCGCUGUUCAGCUGCGAGGUCAAGCACCCGGCGCUCUCCAUGCCUAUGCAGACCGAGGUCAUACUGGCGGCCCCCAAGGGCCCCAAGCUGCUGAUGACCCCCACCAGAGCGAAGGUAGGCGACACGGUGCGCAUCGCUGUGCAAGGAUUCCAGGUAGGAGCUCCGGUGAAUGAGGUGUUUCCGGAGCCCAUAUUCACCUGGACGCGCGUGGGGGGCCGCCUGCUAGACGGCAGCUCCGAGCGGGACGGCAAGGAGCUGAUCCUGGAGCGGGUGCCCGCCGAACUCAACGGAUCCAUGUACCGCUGCACGGCCCAGAACCCCCUGGGCUCCACCGACACGCACACGCGCCUCAUCGUGUUCGAAAAUCCCAACAUGCAACAAGGUGAUAACAUCAAUGCGGCGCCCCGACUAGGAGUGAUUGGACUGACAUGGAUAAUCCUCAGCAUCACAGUGACUGUGGAAAUGACGUGAACCCACCAACAUAUCCUCACAAAUACACACACAUACACACACAGGCACAGAUCAUA